This is a messenger RNA of Dipodomys ordii (Ord's kangaroo rat), 1984 nucleotides long. It is a transcript of the gene Maea, whose product is annotated as macrophage erythroblast attacher. Gene Ontology annotation, biological process: proteasome-mediated ubiquitin-dependent protein catabolic process. The coding region runs from base 72 to 1118 and encodes 348 amino acids. Lineage: Eukaryota; Metazoa; Chordata; Mammalia; Rodentia; Heteromyidae. The transcript is spliced from 8 exons. Gene Ontology annotation, cellular component: GID complex; nucleus; cytoplasm. The record is from RefSeq and is a predicted model, not a curated record. Gene Ontology annotation, molecular function: protein binding; ubiquitin protein ligase activity.
CUUACGAGACGCUGAACAAACGCUUCCGAGCCGCUCAGAAGAACAUCGACCGAGAGACAAGUCACGUUACGAUGGUGGUGGCAGAACUGGAGAAGACUCUGAGCAGCUGCCCAGCCGUGGAUUCUGUGGUCAGCCUCCUGGAUGGGGUGGUGGAGAAGCUCAGUGUCCUCAAGAGGAAGGCGGUAGAGUCCAUCCAGGCUGAGGACGAGAGCGCCAAGCUCUGCAAGCGCCGGAUCGAGCAUCUGAAGGAGCACAGCAGUGACCAGCCGGCUGCGGCCAGCGUGUGGAAGAGGAAGCGCAUGGACCGCAUGAUGGUGGAGCACUUGCUGCGCUGCGGCUACUACAACACGGCUGUGAGGCUGGCGCGCCAGAGCGGCGUCGAGGACCUGGUGAACAUCGAGAUGUUUCUGACGGCCAAGGAGGUGGAGGAGUCCUUGGAGCGGCGGGAGACGGCCACGUGCCUAGCCUGGUGCCAUGACAACAAGUCCCGGCUCCGGAAGAUGAAGAGCUGCCUGGAGUUCAGCCUCAGGAUCCAGGAGUUCAUUGAGCUCGUCCGGCAGAACAAGCGCCUAGAUGCUGUGAGACACGCAAGGAAACACUUCAGUCAGGCCGAGGGGAGCCAGCUGGAGGAGGUUCGCCAGGUCAUGGGCAUGCUGGCCUUCCCCCCAGACACGCACAUCUCCCCAUACAAGGACCUGCUCGACCCGGCGCGCUGGCGGGUGCUGAUUCAGCAGUUCCGUUAUGACAACUACCGGCUCCACCAGCUGGGGAACAGCUCGGUGUUCACGCUCACGCUGCAGGCCGGCCUCUCCGCCAUAAAGACGCCUCAGUGCUACAAGGAGGACGGCAGCUCCAAGAGCCCCGACUGCCCGGUGUGCAGCCGCUCCCUGAACAAGCUGGCCCAGCCGCUGCCCAUGGCCCACUGCGCCAACUCCCGCCUGGUGUGCAAGAUCUCCGGCGACGUGAUGAACGAGAACAACCCGCCCAUGAUGCUGCCCAAUGGCUACGUCUACGGCUACAAUUCUCUCCUUUCUAUCCGUCAAGAUGAUAAAGUUGUUUGCCCAAGAACCAAAGAAGUCUUCCACUUCUCACAGGCGGAGAAAGUGUACAUCAUGUAGGCCCCGUGUCGCCGAGGCUCGCCCGGCCAGGCUGCGGGGCUGGGGCCUGCCUUCCUCCCUCCCAACCCCUGCCUGCCCCGGCGUUUCUGUUUCUUGCGACCAAAGAUCAGUGAGGAACAACACCCACUCUUAGGAAGAGGAAGUGAGAGUUACUAAGUCUGUACCUGAGGGCAGCAUUUUGAUCUGUAGGGUUUUGUAAUGUGAGUCGACUGUUGGAUGCUACUGCAAAGUUCUUGCACUUCUCAGAGGAAACUUUCUCUACAGCCCGACCCAAACACUGGGAGAAGCUCGGAACCUCUCAAAAGGAGGAGUCAAUUACUUGUGUUUCUCAGCUUCCUCCUUUUGUUAGCGACCGGAUGUGGGAAGCUUGAGGAAUGACUUGUGUGGGCCACAGCCCCAGGAGGAUGCCGGCCCACCCGUGGGCUGCAGUGACUGCAACCUGAGGCCUUUCCUGACUUCCCUCUGGAGCUGCUGCCAGAACACGGGUGCCACCCCGGGGCUUCUUCCCCAGGGCUCCGCCCACAGGGUGGGCUGUGGGUGUGGGGUUGUGUCCACGUGUAUCUCAUCUACACCCGCCUUACUUCCUUCGAGAAUGUAUUCACUCGGAGAUCCACUGGGCCAAGUUUCUGCAGAGGCCUUGCCCGUGGCUCUGUAACCAUAACGUCUAAAUGCUACUCAUCACAGAAACGGAUAGUUCAGCCGAAAAAGAACCGAUGGGUUUUCAAACAAAUGAACCAUUGCAGUUCACACACAACAUAGUGUAGCGGUUUGUACCUAGCGCUUAUUUUUGCAUGUUGAUGUUGAUGUUGAUUAGCUAAUAAACUGUAAAUGUAAAGCGUGUUAAUAAAAUAGCUUUCUAUUUCUCA